UAUACCUUACUCCUUUCCGAAGAUAGAUAAGCUUAACUCUCAUUAGCCGACCACCUUUCCUCCGAUCCCCAUCCCGAUCCCGAUCCCUCUCCGCCCGUCGGCAUGCACGACACUGCCCUCUCCGCCCGCGCCGCCGGCGCGUGUUCUUCGUCCCCACUUUUCGCAGGCACCUCCUCCACCGCCGCUGCCGUGGACGACGAUGACGAGUCCAAGACCAGGAAGGCGCACCACGCCUUCGUCGCCGCUGCCUACGCCAGCCUCCACUCCUCACACCGCGCCGCCGUCUCCCUGCUGCUCCUCCUCACCGUCGCCGUCGCCGCCUUCCUGGCGGGCCGCGUCCGCCCCAGCGUCGACUGCGCACCGCCGCGCCUCGAUGCGCGCUUCCUCACCCUACCAGAUGCCGCCGCCGCGUCCGACUUUGGCUCCCUCGGCGUCCCCUGGUGCAGAUCAAAAUCAGGGAAGGUAGUGGAAUGGACUUCAAAAGACCUACUUAAUGGAUUGGAAGAAUUUGUGUCAAUAUAUGAGACGCGCCCUAUCAAGAAUAACAUGUAUGGGAUGGGCUUUGACCACAGCUUUGGGCUUUGGUUUAUGGCUCGCUGGCUUAAGCCAGAUCUUAUGAUUGAAAGUGGUGCUUUUAAGGGGCACUCAACUUGGGUUUUGCGGCAGGCUAUGCCAAAUACUAGGAUUAUAUCACUCUCUCCUAGGCACCCUGAGAAAUAUCUGAAGAAGGGACCAGCAUAUGUUGAUGGGAACUGUACUUAUCUUGCUGGGAAGGAUUUCAUUGAUUUUGGAAGUCUUGAUUGGGGGAGAUUAUUGAGAAAUCAUGGCAUUUCUGAUCCCAGUAAGGUGCUUGUUUUCUUUGAUGACCACCAAAGUGAGUUGAAAAGGUUAAAGCAGGCGCUAAAAACUGGAUUCAGGCAUCUCAUAUUUGAGGACAACUAUGAUACUGGUACAGGCGACCAUUAUUCUUUAAGGCAGAUCUGUGAUCAAUCAUACAUCAGAGGUGGUGGACAUAGCUGUUUUUGGGAUAGUGAUGAAGCAAGAUUAAGAUCGAAACGGAGAAAGUUUUGGGAGAAGGCUGUGGAGAUAGAUGAUCUAUGUGGAAAGGAUGAUGCAUGGUGGGGUGUUAGAGGUUACAUGCGAGACAAUUUCAACCAUAGCAACAAGGCCAUCUCAUACAAAGAGCAUUUCCAGAACAGUAGGCUUGUUGAAUCUGUGAUGGAUUUGUAUUGGGAGCUUCCUCCUGUAGCUGGUCCAUCCUUAACACAUCAAACAAGGUAUGACCCAGCACGUGCAGCUGACCCUAUCAUUGAAGACGGUCGCUAUGGCUUGUUUCGGAGAAUUGGUCUAGCAAGAUUAGAUGCAUCAGUGUUCAACGGUUACACUCAGAUGGCAUAUGUUCAGAUAUCAGGCUCAAUGUUGAGGCCAGAUGAUGUUUAAAGAUUUUGCCCCGUGGGCUUCUUGUCUUCUUGAUACGCUAACCGAACAGCCGUUUGUUGAUAAGCUGGCGAGCUGUCAUGCUUACAUGAUUUUUGGUGCAACCUCUGUCGAGUCACCUUCCAAAGGUUUACCAAAUGAAUGUAGGGCUUUAUUUCUUCA
Phragmites australis (common reed) is the source of this 1599-nucleotide messenger RNA. RefSeq lists its product as uncharacterized. The transcript is spliced from 4 exons. Lineage: Eukaryota; Viridiplantae; Streptophyta; Magnoliopsida; Poales; Poaceae. The record is from RefSeq and is a predicted model, not a curated record. Bases 103 to 1440 code for a protein of 445 amino acids.